GUGAUGCGUUAACGCGCGGUUGUAUUGAGACAACUGGUGAGAUCAUAGCUUUUAUACUAUUUGGUGGAAAGAGUUGGUGCCAUUUUUGAAUUUUCGCUAUUGUUUAUUCGUGACUGUUUCCCUAAUGUCCAAUCACCAUAGUCUUGGAUGAGGCUAAAGUGUGCGGCAAUCCAUAGAUUUGUAUAGCUUUAUUACGAGCUAAGGUAAAAUAAAUGCACGAAAUAUAACCUGAAGAAAUUACAGGCAAAAUAGGUGGCUGAAUAAUUGAUUAAGAGACAGAAUUAAUACCACCACGAGACAAAACUGUAUGGAGAUAAAAAAAGAUAACGAGUUUUUUUGGCUAAGUUCAGUAUGUUUUAGCAAUUACUUUGUGUAAAAUCGCCAAAUUUGUAUAUCAUCACCUUUUCCAUUUUCUCUCUCGUGACUACCUGAGUGUGUAUACUAAAUUUACAUACAAUAAGUUGAUGAUACCCUUGUUCGACUUAUCGCCUCAAUGUACUAACCCCUUCUGGAAAUGAACUAAUUUUGAGUCAACAGUCUCGUCUACAGGCAACUCCAAACUUGUCAACGUGUCAUGAUGACUAAUUUGUGGCUUCGAGAAGCGUCAACGUGUCUAGCACUAUUAAUUCAUACCGGCGCUUUAUGGAAUCUGCCAAUCGUCAGAGGCGAAACAUGCAAUUCCGACUUGAAAAUUAGACCCGUUGUCGACAUCUCUUCAAGUCCAGAAAACAACAGAUUACCCAUUGGUGCCUCAAAAACCCUGAAAUGUACAGCGAAGCCCAGAGGGAUUGACUCUGGAUACCUGGAUAGAUGGGUCGAUUAUGUCGAGUGGUACGAUCCACAGGGUAGACAAGUUGGAGCAAAUUGGCCACAGCCCUCUAACAUACAUGCUCAUAAACUUAAAUUAAGGUGCCCAUUAGUGCUUAAAAAUUUGACAGGUGACAAAUUUGGCCGCUACACUUGCCAAGCGGGCAAUGGUUACGCAAAACACUGCACAAGGAAAUCAUUUGAAAUAAGGAUCCAAAAUGAUCAAAAACCUCAGAUUGUUCAAGAUCCAAAGAGCCAAAGUGCCUCGAUCGGUUCCAAUGCUACAUUUAGCUGCACUGCAAGGGGCUUCCCGAGGCCAACAAUCCAUUGGAAAAAGGACAAUGCUUCAUAUCCUUUACAGUCUAACCCCAGAGCGAGUGUUAUUCAAGACAGGCCAAGGAAUCACAGCCAGCUGUUCAUAUCGAGAGUGGAAAUGGGAGACUAUGGAAAAUAUCAAUGCAUUGCAAAUAACAGGAUUGGAAGAAGUCAAUCAGGUGUGGCUAUCUUAAACAAAGAUGUCCAAAAACUUGAGAUUGUUGAUGGCCCAAAGAACCAAAGUGUCUCGAUUGGUUCCAAUGCUACAUUUAGCUGCACUGUAAAGGGAUUCCCGAGGCCAACUAUUCAUUGGAUAAAGGACAAUGCUUCAUAUCCUUUAGAGUCGAGCCCCAGAACAAGUGUCAUUCAGAACAGCAACGAAAUUCGCAGCCUGCUCUUAUUAACAGGAGUACAGAAGGAAGAUUAUGGAAAAUAUCAAUGCAUUGCAAAUAACAGCAUUGGAAGAAGCCAAUCAGGUGUGGCUUUCCUAAACAAAGAUGUCCAAAAACCUGAGAUUAUUGAAAGUCCAAAGAACCAAAGUGCCUCGAUCGGUUCCAAUGCUACUUUUAGUUGCACUGCUAAGGGCUUCCCGAGGCCGACAAUCCAUUGGAUAAAAGACAAUGUUUCAUAUCCUUUGGAGUCUAAUCCCAGAGCAAGUGUUACUCUACACGGGCCAACGAAUCGUAGUCAGCUGUUCAUAACGAGAGUAGAGAUGGAAGAUUAUGGCAAUUAUCAGUGUAUUGCAAACAACAGCGUUGGAAGAAGCCACUCAGGAGGAGCUGUAUUAAGCAAAGCAACUACUACCCCCACACCUGUCACGGAAAGACAGCUGGAAGAUUCAGCAUCCCGGACUACUAUAAUCGCUGUUUCAUGCGCUUUGAUAGCUGCACUUAUUUGUGUAGUCAUUGGGUUUUUGUGGAAUCGGUGUAGAAAUCGUGAUAACAUACAUGCUCAAUACACCCAAACCGUUGCGAUUCGUAUACGGUCGUUGACGAAUCGUCAAACCGAAAGUCGAAUCUUGCGUGAACAUACCGGGUAUUGAGGGGUGUGAGCAAUGAGUGAAAAUGAUUAGCAUGGUACGAGUAAAUGAAAACAUAAACUUCCCUCUUUCUUAAAGCGUGAAACGGCCGGAAGUCCGUUUUCAUAAUGUUAUAUUAGGUAUGGGUCGCACUUGGGCAAAGUCAACUUUGCCGGCAAAAAAAACACAGAAAAUUUGAAACGCAACCGGAAGGCAAACUUGGUUUCAACUAUCAGGGUCGCACUAGGUGAAAAAAAUGUCAGUGAUGACACUCUGAUAAAUUAGACAUACGUUUAUCGACGUGUUAUGGGUAGAGAUCAGUGAGCUGUAAAAGGAAAACAAACGUUA
This is a messenger RNA of Stylophora pistillata, 2488 nucleotides long. RefSeq names its product protein sax-3-like. Gene Ontology annotation, cellular component: axon; neuronal cell body; plasma membrane. Gene Ontology annotation, biological process: synapse organization; homophilic cell-cell adhesion. Lineage: Eukaryota; Metazoa; Cnidaria; Anthozoa; Scleractinia; Pocilloporidae. The record is from RefSeq and is a predicted model, not a curated record. Gene Ontology annotation, molecular function: axon guidance receptor activity.